This is a messenger RNA of Pelmatolapia mariae (spotted tilapia), 2765 nucleotides long. RefSeq names its product CUE domain containing 1b (gene cuedc1b). Gene Ontology annotation, molecular function: ubiquitin binding. The transcript has 12 exons. The coding region runs from base 576 to 1790 and encodes 404 amino acids. Lineage: Eukaryota; Metazoa; Chordata; Actinopteri; Cichliformes; Cichlidae. The record is from RefSeq and is a predicted model, not a curated record.
UGCUGGUACGUGUGUAGCUACUGUAUUCCCGCAGCUAUAGUUCUAAUGUUAAAAGCUGCUGUCCUGGUGGUCAGCUGUUCUUCCUCUAUCGCUUGGAGCAUUGUGCGGAUACUGUCUGUUUAGCCGGACAUCGGGGUCUCUGCUCUCUUGCAGCUGCUCCUUGCUCUCUGCAGAUCACAAUGACACCUGUGAACAUCAUAGUCCAUGGAGUAUCAUACUAUCACCACUGUAAACAAGAAAAGGUGACGGCUGUCAUGUAGUUAGGCCUUUUACUUCAUGGAUUUUGAGUCUUGAGGAUUUUGAACAUUUAGUUUUUUUCACUAUUUGUCUAAGUUCCUAGGCAUUCUAUUAUACACUUAAUCAUGUGUAAUGCAGUCCAAUAAUGAAUAGAACUAGGUUGGGAAAAUUCUUGUUUUUCUAAACUCCAAUCAAAAUGCAAUUUGUGUUAGAAUGAGAGACUGACCGAGAAAGUAGUAAAAGCAAGUAAAACCAAAGAGGCCAAAGUGCUUGUGCUGGUAACAGAAGAGCCACCCUGUCAGUAGGUUGGCAGCGCCUGAGGUAGCCAGGGCGUGAGGAUGACUAGCUUGUUUAAACGCAGUAGCAGCAAUGGAGGCUCCAGAAGCAGCGGAAAUGGAGGUGGGGGUGGCAGUGGACAGGGGCAGCUUAACAAUAGCAGGCCAAGCCGACAGGUCAGACGCCUGGAGUUCAACCAGGCCAUGGAGGACUUCAAGACCAUGUUCCCCUCUAUGGACUAUGAGGUGAUAGAGUGUGUGCUGCGAUCUAACAAUGGAGCUGUGGAUGCUACCAUCGACCAGCUGCUGCAAAUGAGCAUUGACGGACAGGGCUCAGAUGACAGCUCAGACUCGGAUGACAGCAUCCCACCAGAGAUAUUGGAGCGAACUCUGGAGCCUGACAGUUCAGAUGAGGAGGCACCUCCAGUUUACUCUCCACCAACAUAUGACAUGCACAUUUAUGAUAGGAAAUACCUAGAAGCCCCACCAACACUAUCUCCACGAUCUAAAGCCCAGCCUCCUUCAGCUCACCAGCAGGUCAGAAGCUAUCGUAACUGGAACCCUCCAUUGCUUGGAAAUCUCCCUGAUGAUUUUCUACGGAUUCUUCCACAGCAGUUAGACAACAUUAAGCAGAGCUCUCAGAACAGUCUGUCUCAGCUGUCAUCGUCCUCCUCGUCAGUUUCUUCAUUAAGUCAGUGGACAGUGCAGUCUGGUUCUGGGUCUGCUGCCGGAACCACUGGGGGUCCUGGUUUAACAACAGCAGCUACAGAGCAAGACAAGAAACUGAAACAGUAUCUGGAAGAUGAGCGUAUCGCGCUGUUCCUGCAGAACGAAGAGUUUAUGAGAGAGCUACAACGCAACCACGAGUUUCUCAUUGCCCUAGAGAAAGAUCGCUUGAAGUAUGAGUCAAAGAAAUCAAAGUCCAAUCAUUCAACUAGCUUGGAGAAUUCCACAGUGCUUCUGUGUAUGUGUGCAGGAGACCAGUACUCUGGAGCUUCCAUGGAGGCCAUCUCAGAUGAUGCGUUCAGAGACAAACUCAAACACAUGGGCAAAUCAACAAGAAAGAAGCUGUUUGAAAUUGCCAGAACAUUUUCAGAAAAGACAAAGAGAAGAAAGUCAAAAAGGAGGACACUCCUGAAGCAUCAUUCAUUGGGCACAGCCAACUCUACAGCCAAUCUUCUUGAUGAUGUAGAAGGACACCACUGUGAGGAAGAUGGCCAGCCUAGAAGAGCAAACACUCAGGAAGAAACUGAAAAACGCAGUGAGCCAAUAUCAUGAUCCUCCCGUGCUGCUUCAUAUCGGUUUCCAAGGUGACUACAGCAUCACCCAUGGGCAGUGGUUUUCUAGCUCGUGUUGUUCCUACUUGCUCCUGUCCAAAUCAUCUGAAGAGUUAAGACACCCCUGCCCACCCCUGAAAGAGGAAUCAGACUGUUCCCAGCCACUGGGCAAAAACUUUGUAAAUGCAUAAUCUCUGUGUUCUAACAUUUUAUUGAUAUAUCAUUUUAAACAUAAAGGAACACACGUUAUUACCUUACGGUAUUUGUUGAUGACUUCUUUUAAUCCACUGUGGAGGAAUACUAGCAUAGUGAAGCUCUUUCCAUACAAACCCUUAUCCAGUCCUGUACUACAGCAUACUAGGCAUUUCAAAUCCAAAGUGUGAACAUGCAUCUUUAUAUACACUAAACCAUGUAGGGCUUUUUUUUACCUCGUUUUCUCAAGCAUUGUAAUAUUUAGCUUUAUGUAACUGAAUUUUUUUGGUGUACAAAUAUUGUGGUUGUCUGUGGAUGCCUAAAUGUCAAAAUGUCACCAUGGACAAAAUAACCAUUAGGCUGUGUUUUUAAAGAAUGGUGUUCUGGGAAAUAAGGGUGUUGCAGGGUAUGGAGCAGUUUACUAGGUUUUUUUCUUUGUUUGUUUGGCAAGGUGAAAUUUUUCAGUUUGCGUUGUUGUCUAUUUCAGUAGUACUGUAGGCACUGUGCUGUUCGAACAUUAACCCAGGGUGACCAACUAGAAGCUGUCAAGCCAGGGAAAACAUCAGCAUCUUAUUAGGCUUCAUAAGGUUAACUGGUACACAAAGUCCUUCACAUACAUUAUUGUCUAACCCAGUCUGAAUGCAAAUUUGGAGCUUUUAGGCUAUGGCCAUUUAAAGGUGAAAUGAAAGGAAUGACUAAAUUUGAAUAAAAUUUUCACAGUCACCCCUCCCCACUGAGUUUGGGCCUUGAGUUUGGCAUUUGUCAUUGUUGCCAUCUUGUUUUA